ACUGAGGACAUUCCUGGAAGGGAGGCGGCCUCGUUCGGUACCUGCCCUCUCCAUAAAACAGGAAGAUAACCUGACCGAUACCCGUAAUGCUAACAUGAAAAGUCAAGCGAACACAACCUAGCAUUAAUACCGGACAGAAGGCCGGAUAGACGGGACGACACAGCGCAAACCUUUGGAUUUAACCCCUGACUGCUUUUACCGUAAAACGAGUUAGCUCAGUGCGCUAGCUUGUUUGCUAACUGUAACGCUGGUCCGGAUUGUCAGCUGGUUGCGAAAGAAGGCUAACAAGUUUGCUCGUUUACACUAAAUCUACCUUUUCACCAUGGGCUCCAGAGCGUCCACGUUACUUCGAGAGGAAGAAAUUGAAGAAAUAAAGAAGGAGACCGGCUGUAAGUCGAGUUUAGACCGUAAUAAAUAAGCUAAAGAUUGUGACACAUUAGCAGUUUAUUGUAUUUCCAUUUUAAUGUUGACUCCACAGUUAGCAGAGCUCUUAGCUGGUUAAUAUUACAACAUCAGACAUAUUACAGCAUCAGAGGAUGUUAGUUUGUGUGUAUUAAGGCCUGAAGGUGUCUGACUUUAAAGGUCUCUCUCUCUCUGCCUCCUCUCAGUCUCCCACAGUCAGAUCACCCGCCUGUACAGCCGCUUCACCAGCCUGGAUAAAGGUGAAAACGGCACCCUCAGGUGAGACAUAAUCCUGUCUGUUUUCUGACAUAAUAACAUUAAUCCAGGGGACUAUACUGAGCAGGAUGGUUUCUCUUAGAAAGGGCUGAUCGGCGGCUUAAAGGUUAUGAAACAAAUCGGGGUGCACCGAUCACGGUUUUCUGGCCGAUCACCGAUCUUUAAAAAGCUUGAAAUGCCGAUACCGAUUUUGCCGAUACCUUUCUUUUAAAUAACCAAUCUUGUUUUAAUGAAAAACAUUGAACAAUACUAAACAAUACAAACCUCUUCUGAUUGUUUUAACUGCACAUGAGGUAGUUCUCUCAAAUAUAAAUGAAAAGUUUAGAAUAUUUCUGUCCAAACUACUAAAUUAUAUCAGUUCCUUUAGUCUUUUAUUUUCCACAUUUAAAAAUUAGCAAUACCUGAGCAGCAGGUCAGACUGCAGGCCUGUUUUUUAGCCUCUUACCAUAAUAAAGUGCACCGCAGUAUUUUGCUUUUACAAAUAAAGGAAAUCACAAAGUUUGAGGAAGUUAUUAAAAUAAUAAUCUACAGGACAAACUAAACUGUUGGGCAGGUCUGUCAUUCUGGCGAAAGAAAAAAGCUAAAAUGGCUGACUUUUAGACCUUUGCUGAGGUAGAUGAGAUCGGUGGAUAAAAUCAGUUCUAUGUCUAAGAAUCAGCCGAUUACUGAUCCCCCAAAAACUGAGGAAAUCGAUGCCGAUUGAUCGACCGGCUGAUUUCUCUGACGUAUAAAAACAAACAAGAUCAUUAGUGACAAGAUUAUUCAUUUCUACCAACUAAAUUUUAUGUCUUUAGGGGGUUAGUGUGUCAGACUGAGUGAGUAUCAACACAGACUGCUUAUUCACACAGCUGCUGAGACAUUUCGGGGUUCAGUGCCUUACCCAAUGACACUUGGUCAUGUGGAUAGAGACUCCAGGGAUUGAAUCCCCAAUUUAGUGAUUGGGAGACAGCCAACUCUCCCACUGAACCACAGCGACCCCAAAUGUGACAUCCCCAUGUGGAAAUACCAACAGAUUCUAGAAAUAAACAGCCAGAUGAACUAAAUUAAACAAAUUACUGUUUCUGUCAACAACGAAACAAGUGUAGGAUGUAUUUAAACUGCUUUUUUUACACCGUUGCAGUUUGUACAAUAAAUGAAAAUCAAGUCAGAAAGGUAUAAAUAACACAAGAAAGGUGAAGAGAAGUAAAUACUCUGAAAUCAUUGAAAUACAGUUGGGAAAAAGUACAAAAUCAGGAACAACCACAACAAAGACUAAAUCCUCAGUACACAAAGACUUUUUUAUUUUAUUGAAAAUUAGAUUUAAAAAAGUACCAGAGUAAAGUGUGUACCGAGGCUUUAGCCUUUGUCAAAUUGUCCGCUGGUUUGACAUCCUGGCCAUAAACAUUUGCUCCAUGUCUUUCCCCUGUUUGUUUUCAGCUGUAUUAUCUAAAUAAGGCAGAAAUAACCAUAAAAAGGAUUAAAUUAUAUUUUAAAAGUCCAGCUAUUUUUCCUAACAACUCUGUAAUUUUAUUUCAAAUGUGAUAAAACAGAAGAGUUUAUGAGUGAUAAAGAAAGACAUGUCCGAUUCUCAUCGAUUUCUCAAGGAGUUUUUUUUUUUUUGGUGCAGCAUUUCUUGGUUUGUGAUUAACUUCCUGCAGCACAUGAAGAAACAGUCGGAUAAUCAUUACAGAAGCUAAAACAUGAGUUCAAAACGUCACAGAUCUGGAGGGUGAAUCGUGCAGGAAGUCUCUGCAAAAAAAAAGUCGAGGUGUUUACACAAAACAAGGUCUCAGAUCUGCUUGUCCUUUCCUGCUUCAGUGCGUCCAGUCACAGCUCACAGUCUAUACACUCCUUUUUUCUUCCCAAGGUGACUUUCUUAUCAUUCAUGAGUUGCCACAACAGUGAGAUUUACAUCCUGGUCUUAAUAUGGUUAGUUCAGAUACAGUUCAAUGUUUGGGUUGAAGUUUUAUCAAUGAAACUCGUGAUCGAUUAAAGGAGGAGUAGACUAACAGCUCCUGUUUUCUGGGAGGUAGAUUUAGGGUGACUGUCUCACUAUCUGCUUGUGCAACUCCAAAACUUUUGUACCUAUUUGUCAUGUAGAGUUGAGAAGUUCACAGGAUGAGAGCGUAGGUUUAAAAAUAGCAGAAUGACCCUUUAAUAUCUCAUGUUUACAGAUGUUAAACGAGCAUCCAUUAGUUCAUCAAACCGUGAUUUCAAUCGUGUUUCCUCCUCUCUGCAGUCGAGAAGAUUUCCAGAGGAUCCCGGAGUUGGCCAUCAAUCCUCUGGGAGACAGAAUAAUCAAUGCUUUCUUCCCUGAGGGGUGAGUCGUGCUCGUUGUUGGUCUGCAGAGAUUUAUUCCACAGAAGUGUGUUUUAUAGGUUUGAGUCACAACCACCAAGAAACCGAACGAAGCCGUCAGGGAUUUCCAGCUGUGGCUGCUGGACUCAGACUCGAGAGGUUCGGCUUCUUCUGCCAACUCUGGAAAAACUCGACUGGGGCCCCAAAAACUCUGACAGUAAAGAGGAGAUAAAAGUCUAAAACGACCAGAUGUUUUCAGCUGUAUCAUUAAAAUCCUAAAAAAUCAGAUGUGUAGGCGUUUUAAUGUUAGCUGUGGGUUUUAAUGCUUUUUGAUGCAGCUUGGGUUUUUGUUUGUUGGCUAAAGACUUUUCUAGAAAUAGAGCAGAGAGUGUGCCUCUGGAAACCGGUGUUGAGUUUCCUCCAGUUUGAGUUUUCAUUGUGUCGCUCACAGCCAGUCUUGAGAAUAAAGGAAACCCGAGCCGCGGAGAGAAUCACUUGAAGUUUCUUUUGUGUCUGUUGACGGAAAGUUUUCGUCUCUUCUGUGCCUCCUGAUCGUAUGAUUCCCUGUUUCUGGGUUUUAGAGAGGACCAGGUAAACUUCAGAGGCUUCAUGCGGACUCUGGCUCACUUCAGACCGAUCGAGGACAAUGAGAAGAACAAGAACGCCUCCACCAACGAGCCGCUCAACAGCAGGACAAACAAGCUGCUCUGUGAGUGUCAGACUCUGUCGGGUGUCGUCAGGGAUGCUGGUGACAAAUAUCAUGUCACUGAUUACAAACUAAACUGCAGAUCAAUACAGCUUAUCUUCUCUUAUCUUAUCUUAUCUUGUGUUUUCUAGUCGCUUUUCGUCUGUAUGACCUGGACAGAGAUGACAAAAUCUCCCGGGAUGAGCUGCUGCAGGUGAGAGUAUUGUUUGUCAUGUCAAUAAGCUGCUGAGUCACUCUGAGGUUUGUGGAAACAGUUAGCUGUGUCAUCAUUACAAAUUAAAGAUUUCCUCUCUUUUCUUCUUUGUGGAAGUCAACAAAGAAAACCUCAGAGACGCUUGACAGGACAGAGGCUGUGUUUGGACGGGUUUCAGCAUCUUAAAGGGUUUUUAAAAAGCUCUUUGAGGUCGCCUCAGCUGUCAGUUGUGAAACAGGCAGUAAAGACUGUUUUUGAAUCCCUGGAGUGUGUCCAAGGUCGUCCACAAAAGUCCUUAUUUUCUCACUGACAAGCUUUAAAUGUCUGACAAAAAUAGAAAUAUCUGUUACAUCACUUCUUUCAGUCACCAGACUUCAUUGAUAAAAACAGUGACUGUAUGGUAAAAAUUAGGGAGCUAAUGAGUUAGUUUGAUGUGUCACUGUUAUUUUUAAUUGGCGCAGUGAGAUGCAACACAAUGUAUUUAUGAUGCACAAUAACGAAUUCACAAGGAGGUAGACGAGAUCAGUGACGACAUUUCUCUGCAAAUACAGCAACGUAAUGUUUGUUUACUCCAAAGCCACUGAGCUUUGUUCAGGAUAAAAUCAAUUUCAGUGUUUAAGUAUCUCAGUAAAGGGAGUUUCUGAUCUACUCUGUUGGUUAUAUAGUUGCUUUGAUUGUGUUUUUGUGUAUCUGUUGUUUUUAAAUAGUGCAGAACAGGGCGGCAGAUCAGCAACUCUCUUAUUCUGCACUGACAGAUUUGGUCUCAUUUUUCAAGCUAGUAACCUCUAUUUCCCUUCAAAAAGGGAGUUGCUGGUCUACCUCUGAUUUUGAUGAGUUUCUGCGGUUGUGUUUUAGUGUCGCUGUUUUUAUUUUAAUGAUACAGGGAGGUUGAACAACACUAUAUUUGAGCAGCACGCAAUAAAAACAAAAGUAAACACAACCAAAGAGGCAGGAGUAGAUCAACAACUCCCAAAUUCUGCCACCAUAAAUUAUGGUAAUUUGUAAUUAUUGUUUACCAUUGUUAAGUGAGAGCAGAUUUCCUUUUUCGGUCAUUUUAGCUCUCCUCCUUUCAAAGGUACUAGACUUCAUAAACUUCAUUAGGAGUUGCUAGUCUACCCCUGGCUUUGUUAUGUAGUUUGAGGGUGUCAAUUUGCACCUUUUGUUUUUAAAUGGUAAUGUAAAAUAGACACUAAAUUGUUAAGCGGAUAAGAAAAACUCCACCAAGGUGUCAUGAGUAGAUCAGCAACUCCUUAAACUGCAAGAACAGAUGAUAGAUGUGUCAUCUAAGUCUGUGACAAUAAGAUUAGAGUCUUGAACAAAAACAUUUGUCUCUCUGAUAUUCUGUCAGACACUUGAACAUGUCAGCUGUAGAAACAAGUGUUUCGGCGGAUGAACUUUGACCUGUUACAGUAACCCCAAAGAUUACGUACGACGUCUUGACCAUUAUCAUGUGAACAAAGAUGCAGAGGCUGUUAUGUAACAUGUAUGUCAAAAUGCUCUGCAGACAGAGAGAGAGAGUGUUUGGGAUUUCCGUGUCGAUGACAGGACUUUGCCCUCGUGCUGAUAAUGAUCAUGAUAGGAUGAUGAUGUAUCUCACCUUAAGUACAGGCCGGUGUUUCCUAAGACGCUGUGAUAUCCUGUAUUUUGUCUCCCUGUGUUAUUUGUUGUUCCUCUGUCGGUCUGGGUGACUUUGUGUGACCUGUAAUUGCUCUAAGCUCGGGGUGAAAUGACUCAAGACGGAUCUGCUGUUUUGCGUAAAAACAUUUGGCCUGUUUAAGCCUGUCACCACGGAAACAGCUUUAAUGCAAACAGCAUAAACAUGGUGUUAAAGACAUAUCCUGAUAUUUAUAGAAGUCUAAUAAAUAUGUAGUUUUUGGCUGAUAUUCAUGAGAUGACUCUCUGCUCUUUCUUGGCAGGUCUUGAGGAUGAUGGUUGGUGUAAACAUUUCAGACGAGCAGCUCGGCAGCAUCGCUGACAGGACCAUACAGGAGGCAGACACGAAUGGAGACAACUCCAUUUCCUUUAACGAGUUCAUCAAGGUCAGUUUUCUUCUUCAGAGGGCGUCACAGUCCUGUAUUUUCACCAGCUAUAACCCAGAGAACAUCAGAAAGUUUUAGACUUAUGUAGAAAAACAUGUUUUUUGAUUCUCUGAGGUUAAGAGUGUGUGCAAUGGUCAGGUUACGCCAAGAGCUCCCUCUGCUGGAUCAAAUAGCAAACUACUUGAGGUGGCCUGAUGCGUUAGUAUACAGUAUAGUUUGAAUUCAGACAGUCCAUCACUGUUCCUAUAUGCACUUUGCCCCCUAGUUUAAUUUAAUCAUAAUCAGACAAGUACACCGACAGAGCGCUGUUGUGCCCCACCUGUCAGGACUGUAUUUACCCCCAUUAUGCCUCUCUAACAGCCCGGUGUAAUGGAGGAAAUGGUUUGUGUGAAAGGAAAGUUUUUCAGCUCCUGCAAAAUGUGUAGAAAUCUGAAUAAAGUUCUUUAGUGGCACCGUUUGAAAACUUCUUAAGAACACACCCAAAGUAAAUGAAAUGUGUGGCUUCCUCCAAGUGCUGUUUUAAAUAAUAUUUAGCUCGUUGGAGUAAAUGCUUGACAAAUCCGCAGCAUCGGUCACUGUUUAAGUCUGCUGUUGAACUCUCUUGUUUUGUCAGUUACUCAUUACAGGACUGUGUCUGAAGGAACUUCUUGAAAACGUCUGAAUUCGGCCUGUUUUGAUUCUCUCCUCAGGUCUUAGAGAAGGUGGACGUGGAACAGAAAAUGAGCAUCCGGUUCCUGCACUAAUUUGCUUUUUUUUAGAUUUGCUUCAACACGUCAGUCGACUCCAGGACACAACCUCAUGAUCCAGCUCCUCAGCAGGCUGCUGUGGCCCACACUACAAGAACACGCUGUCAGACCAAGCUCUCGGUAGAUUAAGUCAUAGAUCUUGAGUUUCUGCCUUUGCACGGCUCCGUAAACAAAGGGAAAGUUGUGUGCCUUGGGUUGUUUUAUGCAAUGUCUCUGUGUGUGUGUUUUUUUUUUCCCAGUAAUGCAACAUUAUUUAUUAGAAAGCUGUAGAGGGUCACAGUUAGUCCCACUGCUGCUCCACAUCGAUUUCAAACACAGUACAGCACCGCUUUUUGCCCUUGCAGUGAGUAAGUUUAUUCUAAGUUUACUCAUGCUGUACCGUGGAUAUUUAACUCAUACUGUGUCUCUCUGUCUGUUCAAGUAUUCAAACCGGUUUAAAGUGACACUUGGUCCACGUUCGGUUCACUCUGAAUAGACAGUGUUUCUGACGCUUACAGGAUCGAGUCGGACGAGCCAGAUCGACUGUGAGUGAGUCCCUCAAAGCAAAGCAGGAUGUGCUGCUCACGUUUUUGUGUUUUCUCACUGAAGUGCCACAACUUUGGUUCCCUUUUUUUGUAAGAUAUGAACCCAGCAGUAAACGGGGACCUAUAGCCAUGAUUGUGUGUUUUUUUCUUUUCCUUAAGGGUUAACCAGCUACUGCCAAUAGAUUGUUAUGACCUGUUUCAGAUGAACCAAAGUGAGUGUGGCCCUCUCAUCAAAACCAGUGACCACCUGGGGUCUGUUGGAGCAAAUAUGUGUAUAAUGUGAUAUUUAUAGAUUCAUUUUCAACUUACUCUAGUGGAGGCGAUCAACAUGUUUGUCUUCCCUCGCUCCUGUUCUGACGAGUAAUCAUGCAAUACUAAAAAAGUCAGUAUCACUAUAAUUUAGCUGCCAAUUCAGCUUGAUGUAGUCAUCAUAAAGCCAUAGCUAACAAAGCCAGGCCCCGUGCUGUGAACUGGGCCGGCUGCGCACCAGUUAACUUAGAGAUUUAAAACUGCUAGACCCAUGAGAAAACCCCAUGCUUGUAUUUAUACGAUAAGUCUCCUAGUUUGUUGAUUUAUGCAACAUUAAAUUUUAAAUUAAGUCCCAGGUGCAAAAGAGUCCAAUGACUCAGACGUUAAUUUCCUGCACUGGAAAGGGUACAUGAAUUGGAAAGCAAAUGUCAGACUUUAAUCUUUAAUACGAGUUUGUGUAAUGAUUACAAGAACCCCCUCCAGCCGCUGAGUGCAGGAGAUCCACCCUGACCACUUAAUUAAUCAUGUGACGAUCAAUCAUUUAUGAUUCAUUUAUUCUGUGAUGUUGGUCUAGGUAUUAUCAAAGUGAUUCAUGAAUUUGAUUUGAAUAAAUACAAGUGCCAUGCUGUCUUUGUGUCCUUCAUUUA
Molecule: messenger RNA, 8059 nt
Organism: Xyrichtys novacula (pearly razorfish)
Lineage: Eukaryota; Metazoa; Chordata; Actinopteri; Labriformes; Labridae
Source: the annotation of a GenBank genome assembly